This is a messenger RNA of Chara braunii, 1759 nucleotides long. Lineage: Eukaryota; Viridiplantae; Streptophyta; Charophyceae; Charales; Characeae. The record is from the annotation of a GenBank genome assembly.
UGCUGUUUGUGGUGCAACAACACCAAACACAUCASCARCGCAUGCCUCGACAAGGACAAGGAGAAUGUCAAAUGUUCGAGCUCGAGAAACUGAGCACCGCGGGAAGUGCAGUGACAUCACUUCCCAAUCCGCCGGGAUCAGCUGCCUUGCUAGCAAUCUCUGUCACAUCCGGGGAUGACGCGGUAGUCGCAAGUUCUCGCGGCAUCGAGUUUGAAAACUAUGUUGUCGAGCUGGUCCCUCCGUUGAACCAGCCUCUCCACGUGCAAGAUUCAAGCGCAUGCGCGGUAGUUCUKCCGUCGGACAACGAACCGGUUGCUUCGCCAACCCUUCUACCAGAGGAUCCGUCAACUUGGGCGAGUCUUGAGGAACUCGACCCGUUGACGGUUGAGGACUUCCAAUGGUUGCCUCUUCCCUCCACGGGUUCUUUGCCAACACCGCAUUGCAAUGCCUUAAUGGCACAUCUGCGUGAAUACUUGCACGCUGCAGUACCACCUCCGUCGACGGACAACGGAGUAGCGGUUGUUGACCUUCGUAACUAUCUUGCGAAGAUCGACCGCGAGUACGCAACGCAACGGUACGUCRACAUCGACCCGCCGCUCCUCUACAUCCGCAUUCAGAUCGGAAAGGCGUCCUGCAGUGCCUUGAUCAAUUGUGGAGCGACUCGCAACUACAUCAGCCAAGACUUCAUGGCACGCGUCGGGCUUGGMCCACGCGUUCGAAGGAAAAGUCAKCCUACGCACGUCAUGUUGGCCGAUGGUCACACGCAAAAGUCAAUCGACCGAUGCGUUGACUCGGUGCCCGUGUACUUUGCCCCGCUCGCAUGCGAGACCAUGUCUUUCRGCAUAUUGGACACCAAGUUCGAUAUGAUCCUAGGCAUGUCAUGGYUGCAAAGCGAAGACCAUCCAGUGAACUUCCAWCGACGCACWGUUCACGUUUGUGAUCGGCGUGGCGAACUAGUCCCGUGUACGGUGCCGCUUCCCCAUCCUUCGAUUGAUUGUUACGUGGUAUCCGCGGCGAGCAUUCGCCAAUCCAUCCGGCGGAACKACAUCGAGGAGAUGGGMAUAUGUUUUCUUCACGCCAUCCCACCCAGUGAUCAGCCCAAGACGGAUACGUCGGACCCACGCAUCAUUGAGUUGUUGRACAACUACGAGGAUGUCUUCCAAGAUCCCGCUGGAGUCAUACCUGAUCGGCCCAUACUCCACGGGAUCACUCUCGAGGACGGCGCCGUACCUCCGCGCGAAUGUAUCUACCGCAUGAGCGAAAAAGAACUUCAAGUGCUUUGGGCACAACCAGACGACCUCUUGCYCAAGGGCUGGAUUCGCCCUAGCUGUUUGCCAUACGGUGCUCCCGUUCUCUUCGUCCGGAAGAAGARCMAGGACUUUCGUUUGUGCAUCGACUAUCGGAAACUUAASGCGCAAACGAUCAAGAACGYCGACCCUCUCCCUCGGAUCGAUGAUCUUCUCGAGCGACUAGGUGGCGCCAAGUACUUCUCAAAGMUUGACCUCAAGUCCGGAUACCACCAGAUCGAGAUUCAACCAAGAGAUCGGUACAAAACCGCAUUCAAGAUGCGGUAUGGGCACUUUGAGUGGAUUGUCAUGCCUUUCGGUCUCACCAAUGCCCCGGCUACUUUCCAAACGGCUAUGACGACAGAAUUCCGCGACUUACUUGACCGCACCAUACUCAUUUUACCUUGAUUAUAUCUUGCUUUAUAGUCAGACGCUGGACGAGCACCUCGAGCACCUUCGCGCCAUAUUGGAGC